AUGACCAUGGGACCCAGGUCAGCUGUGGGCUCCCGGCAGCCCAGCAAGAAGCUCCUGGCGCCACCCCAGCACCUGUCUGACCCCACCUGCCGGGCUGCCCCAGCCCGUCCCGCGGCUCUGCGCACCUCCCCGGCCGCCGCCCACCAAUCCAGCUGCUGUCUGCCGCCUGCCUGCCCCGAGGGCGUGUCGAGAGGGCGGUGGAAGUUUGCCUCCAGGUCGUCCCGGGAGCUGCCGCCCAGGACCAGGAGCAUCGUGGGGUGGGGAUUGCCCUAUUUGUCCCCGGCAAAGCCACAGUCAAGGUCUUGCUGUUUGUCCCCAGGCACCUUUAAGGCACUCUUCCUCUUCUUCGCCUCCCUGUGUGCCUGGUAUUCCGGGUACCUGCUUGCCGAGCUGAUCCCAGAGGUGCCACUGUCAAGUGCUGUCUAUAGCAUUCGGAGCAUCGGUGAGAAGCCUGUCAUCAAAGCCCCAGCCCCCAAAAGACAGAAAUGUGACCACUGGACUCCGUGUCCCCUGAACGCCUAUGCCUACCGGUUGCUCAGCGGGGGUGGCAGGGACAAGUAUGCCAAAAUCUGCUUUGAGGAUGAGCUGCUCAUUGGGGAAAAGACUGGAAAUGUUGCAAGAGGAAUCAAUAUUGCCAUUGUCAACUAUGUAACUGGGAAGGUGAUAAACACACAGUUCUUCGAUAUGUAUGAAGGUGAUAACUCUGGACCAAUGACAAAGUUUAUUCAGAGUGCACCUCAGAAAUCCCUGGUCUUCAUGGUCACCCAUGAUGAUGGGAGCACCAGGCUGAAGGACGAUGCCAAGAACGCCAUUGAAGCACUUGGAAGUAAAGAAAUCAGGAACAUGAAAUUCAGGUCAAGCUGGGUAUUUCUUGCUGCAAAAGGCUUUGAACUUCCUGCAGAUAUUGAGAGAGAAAAGAUCAACCACUCUGAUAAUAAGAAGAACAGAUAUUCUGGCUGGCCUGCAGAGAUACAGAUAGAAGGCUGUAUACCACGAGAACCAAGCUAACAUUGCACUUCCUUAAUAAAUGUGUUUUGUAUAAAUGUCGCAUGGAUUGGCCCACGAAUCUU
Molecule: messenger RNA, 1070 nt
Organism: Loxodonta africana (African savanna elephant)
Lineage: Eukaryota; Metazoa; Chordata; Mammalia; Proboscidea; Elephantidae
Gene: FAM3B
Product: FAM3 metabolism regulating signaling molecule B
Exons: 9
Coding region: 1-1008 (335 amino acids)
Biological process (GO): insulin secretion
Source: RefSeq, a predicted model, not a curated record